ACGAUUGCCAGGGAACAUUCUUGUUCUUAGAGAAAUCCUUGUUGUCGACGCCGCUAUAUACGGUCUCGCUUAACUCGCUCUUCUCUUGUCCUGUACACCGCCACCGCAUGUCCGCAUUCUUCUUCCCCGAUUUCUUCUUGGCGCUGCCAGGCUCGUUCUUGUCCUGUGCGGCGGCAGCUUUCGCGUGCUUCCCGCAGCACUCGGAGUCCAGCCACCGCGGCGCCGAGCUCCUCGGUAUCAUCCGGGACAGAGCAGCGCACAGGAGAGGACGUUGUUGCGCAGCGCGAAAGAGAGGUGUUGCCAGAGAAGAGAAGCAAUCCUAGGCUCAAAACGGCUGCAGCCCUUCGAUGUUGCUCGGACGGUGGAUGUUGCAUAGUUACGGCGAAACCUGAAGGCGAGCGAGUCACCGAACCUGCGUCCCACCGCAUUUUCUUCUCCCGUUUAACCCCCCGCGUCAGGCGUCGCCGCGAGCUCUCUCUCCCGGCAGCUGGGCAACCGCCGCCGCCCAACUCGAGGUGCCCAGGUCUUCGCCAGCGGCGAGCAUCCACCAGGCCUGUGUGCUGGUCUCCGCGGGUGUCGUUGCAGGACAAGAUGGUUUCCUUCGAGAUGAAUGACCUCAAGAAGAUUGGGCUUGGCCUGACAGGCUUUGGAAUAUUCUUCUCCUUUCUGGGAAUCGUUUUCUUCUUUGACAAGGGGCUCAUCGCAAUGGGCAAUAUUCUUUUCCUGUCAGGUUUGGGUUUGACAAUUGGUCUGAAAUCAACUAUGCAGUUCUUCACCAAGCCAAAGAAUUACAAGGGUACUAUCUCAUUUGGUGCUGGCUUUUUUCUGGUUCUCAUUGGGUGGCCGUUUUUUGGCAUGCUCUUAGAGGCAUAUGGCUUUAUUGUACUCUUCAGUGGGUUUUGGCCAACACUUGCUGUGUUCUUGCAGAGGAUUCCUAUCAUUGGCUGGAUUUUUCAACAACCAUUUGUGACAUCGUUCCUUGACCGCUACAGAGGAAAACGUGUUCCGGUCUAGCAACCUUUUGCUCUAUAUAUGCUUACUUGCGGUGUAGCAACUAGCAACCUGUGUUUUUUUACGACAGUAGCAAACUGGUUAUACCGGUGUCUGAUCUUUCAUGUUUAUAUAUGUUAUGUUUAGUUCCCAAUAGGAUUGUUCCUUGUAAAUUACAGCCCCAAACUGGCCAAACCAAAGCUCCAUUCCUUUGAGACCAGGAUGAAGGCUCACCCAUGAAUUGGAUCUGUUGAUGAAACUCUUCAGCUUGUCGAGAGCAUUGUCUCUUAAAGAAAAAGUUAUUGUUCUUUUAUA
This is a messenger RNA of Sorghum bicolor (sorghum), 1305 nucleotides long. RefSeq names its product vesicle transport protein GOT1. Gene Ontology annotation, biological process: retrograde transport, endosome to Golgi; endoplasmic reticulum to Golgi vesicle-mediated transport. Bases 592 to 1014 code for a protein of 140 amino acids. The record is from RefSeq and is a predicted model, not a curated record. The transcript has 7 exons. NCBI's taxonomy places the organism in Eukaryota, Viridiplantae, Streptophyta, Magnoliopsida, Poales, Poaceae.